This is a messenger RNA of Chrysochloris asiatica (Cape golden mole), 831 nucleotides long. It is a transcript of the gene PNRC1, whose product is annotated as proline-rich nuclear receptor coactivator 1. The record is from RefSeq and is a predicted model, not a curated record. The coding region runs from base 1 to 831 and encodes 276 amino acids. Gene Ontology annotation, biological process: nuclear-transcribed mRNA catabolic process, nonsense-mediated decay. Gene Ontology annotation, cellular component: nucleus; P-body. The transcript has 3 exons. NCBI's taxonomy places the organism in Eukaryota, Metazoa, Chordata, Mammalia, Afrosoricida, Chrysochloridae.
AUGACCGUCGUCUCAGUCCCGCAGCGGGAGCCGCUUGUCCUAGGCGGCCGCCUUGCACCGCUGGGCUUUUCCGCUCGCGGCUACUUCGGGGCCCUGCCGAUGGUGACCACGGCCCCGCCGCCGUUAGCCCGGAUCCCGGACCCCCGGGCACUGCCCCCGACCCUCUUUCUCCCUCACUUUCUCGGGGGGGAUGGCCCCUGUCUCAGUUCUCAUCCUCGCGCUCCAGCUCCUCUGACCAACUGCAGCCUCGCCACGGCGGGGGUCGCCCCUCGGGCAGCUCCGAAGAAGCGGCGAAAGAAGAAGGUGCGGGCUAGCCCGGCGGGGCAGCUCCCCAGCCGCUUCCACCAGUACCAGCAGCACCGGCCGAGUCUGGAGAGCGGGCGGAGCCCCGCGGUCGGCCCGAGCAGAGCGCACGAGAUCCCGGCCCCGACCGCUGCGGCCGGAACCCCAAUUGAGGAGAGGAGCUCCGUACUUGGCCCGCUGCCGCCCACGGGGCCCGACCAGCCCUCGCUCAGGAAAGAGGUUUUUAAAUCAAGGAUGGGAAAAUCGGAGAAAAUUGCCAUUCCUCAUGGCCAGCUUGUUCAUGGUAUGCACUUGUACGAACAACCAAAGAUAAACAGACAGAAAAGUAAAUAUAACUCACCACUAACCAAGAUCACCUCUGCAAAAAGAAGUGAAAAUAACUUUUGGCAGAAUUCUGUUUCAUCUGAUUUAACUCAGAAGCAGGAAAAAAAGCCUUUUAAAAAUACCGAGAACAUUAAAAAUAUGCAGUUGAAGAAAUCAGCAUUUCUAAGUGAAGUAAGCCAAAAGGAAAAUUAUGCUGGAAUUUAA